Emericellopsis atlantica is the source of this 1279-nucleotide messenger RNA. RefSeq lists its product as uncharacterized. The record is from RefSeq and is a predicted model, not a curated record. The transcript is spliced from 3 exons. Lineage: Eukaryota; Fungi; Ascomycota; Sordariomycetes; Hypocreales; Bionectriaceae. The coding region runs from base 198 to 1097 and encodes 299 amino acids.
UAUUAAAGAGCAACGAUCGCUCGGAUUGAGAAGACAGACAGACAGACACAGACAACUCGAGCACUCUCACCACCGCCUUCACCACCUUCUCAAUCAUCUUCUUUGCGCUCUGGUAGCCAUCUCUUUCUUCGUCCCGGCGACAUCAUUUCACUCUACUUAAUUCUUUUACGAUAUCCCAACUUUCCACAAACAUCAAGAUGCAGUACGCUAUCACUCUCCUCGGCCUCAUUGCAGGCGCCUCUGCCCACUGCGUCAUCACCUCGAUCGAGGGCGCCAACGGAGUCACCAUGCCUGGACUCAGCAUCGCCGACGGCACGCCUCGUGACUGCUCGUCCAACGGCUGCGGUUCCCAGGCGGACACAUCCAUCAUCCGCGACAGCGAGAUUGCCAGCGGCGAAGUCGGCCCUCUGGGACGCACCCAGGGCAAUGGACCUGUCGACCCCAACACGAUGAUUGCCGCCUUUAUGAAUGGCGCUUCGGCCCCGACCAACAACGGUGCCGCCGACUCCACAGGCGUCGAGGACGACAUCUCGGGCCUCCGUGGCGCGAGCCGUGGGCGCGGUCAGAAGAACCGCCGCCAGUUCCUCGGUCGCCUCUUUGGCGGUGGCGGCGGCGGCUCCAACGCCAACGGCCAGAAGAAUGAGUUCUCCGUCGAGAGCAGCGUCGCUGCCACGGCUGGCGACGGUGCCACGAGCGGUAUGCCUACGUGCUCAGACAGUGGCGAGAUCAGCGUCACCAUGCGCCAGAUCAACCAGGACGGCGCUGGACCCAUGGAGGCCAUGGUUGACGGCACCUCGGGCGGGACCGACAUGAACGCCUUCCAGAGGGCCCAGGUCACCCAGGACGUGCCCGGCUUCGUGGCCGGUCUCUCGCUGACCACGACCACCGACUUCCCCAUGAAGAUCCAGAUGCCCGCCGGCAUGACCUGCGACGGCUCGGCCGGAGGUGUGGACAAUGUCUGCAUCGUGCGCGUGCGCAACUCUACGCCUGCCGGUCCCUUUGGUGGCUCCGCCGCCUUCACCAUGCCCGCUGCCGCACGCAAGAGGGCGAUCGCCUACAGGCUGAAGAAGCGCAUGGAAAUCGGCCGCGAGGAGUAAGGGCGCCAAGUUUGGUGUCCGAGUUGAUUGGUGGGAGAGUAUGGUUGGGAAUGAAGAGGUCUGUCGACACUCAGGAGAAGGGGGUUGGUUGCGGAGGGGGAAGAGGGUAUUGGUUGGAUGCUUAUGAGCUCGAUUACGAUCGCUUUUCACGACUAUGAGACAGUUAUAUGACUUUAAAAUAG